Molecule: messenger RNA, 2058 nt
Organism: Rhizoctonia solani
Lineage: Eukaryota; Fungi; Basidiomycota; Agaricomycetes; Cantharellales; Ceratobasidiaceae
Exons: 6
Coding region: 1-2058 (685 amino acids)
Source: RefSeq, a predicted model, not a curated record
AUGAGUACUGGACUGGGGGAUUUUGAAACGCAGCUCAAGGCGGUCGUGACGGCCAAGCGGCUGUCAAGCUCGAAGAUGACGGCGCUGACGGAGCUUGCGGUGGACAAGAUGCAUGCGGAUACGCAGAUGAUAUCGCUGCUGUAUCGCACGCACAAGGGACUGGCGGCGGCGAACAAGGUGGCGAGUCUGUAUGUGUUUGACUCGAUUGCGCGGGCGGCGCACCGAGUCAAGACCAAAAAGGGGCUUGUUGCGGAUCUCAAUAGCACCAUGGGCAACGCAGCAUCGUUUCUAGUAAGACUAGAGGGGAUGCUGGAUGGACUGGUAGAGGACAUGCUCGGCAACGGACCGGCCGAGGCCAAGGAAAAAACUCGCAAGGUGCUGGAUAUCUGGACACGCGAGGGGACGUUUGCACGCGAUGUGCUGAGCCGUCUCUCGGAGAGGGUAUCUAGUACUACUGCCCAGCAACCGGCUAACGUUGUGACUACCCAAGGUACUGGUAUUGGUAUCGGUACGCCUCCUACUCCGGCCACACCCUCGAGCGCCAUUGCAUCGCUCCCGCCUGCGAUCCUAGCAUUGCUCGGGAACGCUGUGCCGCCUGCACAGCCUCCACCGCCUCCACCUCCUCCACCUCCCGAGCCCCAGCCAAUCCAAGCCCAAUUCAAGCUCGAUCCAACCCAACUGGCACUCAUCUCCCAGCUCACUGCUGCCUCCCAAUCCCAGUCUGCCACUCCUCCGUUCUCGCCCGCCCGAAAUGCGUCUCCGAGCAUGAUGGCGAGUGUUGGCCCCAACGGCUCCUUCUCGCCCACUGCUCCCCCCUUUUCACCCGUUCACAAGGCGGCACCUCUUCCCGACCCUUCGUCUCUCCCGCCAUCCAGGUCAAAGAGCCCACCGCGGUAUGAUGAUCGUGAGCGUGGUCAUCACGACAGGUUCAGCGGUCCAGUGCACGAUGACCACCGACACAAUGCAGGUCCAAGAAACAACAACCCAGAGAGACGAGGACCCCGCUUCCAACCCCGAUUCGGAGACGAUCGCAGCCCGAGGUCGGCCGACCCGCGCUCAAAGGACCCGCGUCGCCGCUCGAGGUCUCCCCGAAACCGCCGCGCCAGUUUGCCUAGUUCAGGCAGGAGGCCGAUGUCUCCCACACACAGCCGGGGUCCCAUCUCGCCCGGAAGGCGGCCCUUGUCGCCCCAUCGAGGAGGGAGCGGGAGGGCCCCGUUGCCCGGUGCAGGCGAGGCCGGCAAGGACGAGUUUGGCCGCGACUUGAGGGACGACGCGAGUGCUGGUGAUCGGUCUCCUGUUGCUCAACCUCAGUCCUAUUCGGCCCAGUCUCAGCCAACUCGCUCUUAUGCAGCUCAACCCCAGUCUCACCCGUCCCAGAACCAGAACCAGAACCAAUUCCAGCUCGAACCCCAGUCCCAAUCUGAACCUCAGCCUCCCCAAGGCGGUCUAGAGGCAUUUGACAUGUCCAUGUUUAAUCCUGCCGAUCCAGCUUCGUGGACGUCCCUUGCGGCAGCUUGGGAAAUGACCAAUGGUCGUGCUCCCACGCAAGAAGAGAUGAUGAUGUUUGUUAUGAGUGGUGGUAAUGCCGCGAACGCUGCGGCAGCUGGUGCUGGCGGUGGUGCCGGUGCUGGAGCCGGAAUUGGGGGCGGGGGCGGGAACGAUAUGGGAGGGGGCGGUUGGGGUGGGGGACGAGGACGAGGUCGGGGGCGUGGUGGGUUUAGAGGACGAGGUAGAGGAAGGGGCAGGGGCGGGUUUGGUUCUGGAGGUGGCGGAGGAGGAUAUAGCGGCGGUGGCGGCGGCGGCGAUGCCUAUGGUGGUGGCGGAGGAUACGGAGGAGGCGGAUAUGGGGGAGGAAGCGACGCUGUUGUUCUUGGUGGAGGAGACGAUGAGACUUCGGGUCAAGGAUACGGCAACGAACAAGCCUACGCGAACGGAUACGAACACGAAUACGGAGGAAACGAUUAUACAGUAUACAACGACGCCAAUUCUAUUCCUACUGCAUCUUCCGGUGGAGGCAUGAAGAAAAUCGAUGGGAAAUGGGUCUGGACUAAAAACUAG